AUGCUCGCUGCCAUUCGACCAUGCGUCUCGCUUCUCGGCAGGUCCUCCGUUCGCCCCGCGGCACCCAAGCCCUUUGCGGGAGGCCUGUUAGGUGCUGGCUUCGCUUCCAGCGUCCGAAUGAACGGUGUUCAGAAGCGAUUCACUGAGGAGCACGAAUGGGUUUCGUUCGACGAUGCUACCAACAUUGGCACUGUCGGCAUCACCGAUUACGCACAGAAGUCGCUUGGUGACGUCGUCUUCAUCGAGCUGCCCGAGGCUGGCGCUCAGGUGAAGAAGGGAGAUGACAUUGGGGCUGUUGAGUCGGUAAAGGCCGCUUCCGACAUCUAUGCACCUGUUUCCGGUCAGAUCGAGGCUGUCAACGAGAAGCUCAACAGCGAGCCCAGUUUGCUGAACAAGCAGCCCGAGAGCGACGGCUGGUUGUGCCAGAUCAAGCUCUCGAAUCCUGCCGAUUUCGAGACUCUUCUCACAGCCGAGGCCUACCAGAAGAUCUGCGAGAACUAA
This is a messenger RNA of Ustilago hordei, 501 nucleotides long. Its product is annotated as putative Glycine cleavage system H protein, mitochondrial precursor. The record is from RefSeq and is a predicted model, not a curated record. Lineage: Eukaryota; Fungi; Basidiomycota; Ustilaginomycetes; Ustilaginales; Ustilaginaceae. Gene Ontology annotation, cellular component: cytoplasm; mitochondrion; glycine cleavage complex. Gene Ontology annotation, biological process: protein lipoylation; glycine decarboxylation via glycine cleavage system. The transcript is spliced from 4 exons. Bases 1 to 501 code for a protein of 166 amino acids.